Messenger RNA from Aedes albopictus (Asian tiger mosquito), 2412 nucleotides. Its product is annotated as zinc finger protein 761. The transcript has 3 exons. Gene Ontology annotation, molecular function: zinc ion binding; DNA-binding transcription factor activity, RNA polymerase II-specific; RNA polymerase II cis-regulatory region sequence-specific DNA binding. Gene Ontology annotation, cellular component: nucleus. Bases 362 to 2392 code for a protein of 676 amino acids. NCBI's taxonomy places the organism in Eukaryota, Metazoa, Arthropoda, Insecta, Diptera, Culicidae. The record is from RefSeq and is a predicted model, not a curated record.
AAUAUGAACCAUUACUGAAGGUGUAGGCACGUGUAGGCGUGUAGGGUAAAUAAAAAGCUUAAUGUUAAAUGUAGCUGAUUAUUGAUGGUUUAUGUGAAUUGAAACGUAUAUAGAUCCGAAGAAUGAGACUAUUUUUAAAAUUUCGUAAAGAAAUUAUUAAAACAUGAGGCCGUUAUGGAGCAUUAUUUUAUUUGACACCCAUGCAUAUCAUAGCUUGUGCGAAAAUGUAUGUGUGAUUUGAUUUCACAUGAUCCGAGUAGACCAAAACAAAAAUUGCAAAAUAUUUACCUACAUGGGUAUUUACUAUGGAUAACAAGUAGCCGGGUAAACACUUUAAAAGUUAUCAGUGCAAAAUUUAGGGAUGUAUGAUUUUCCAAAUUUUCCAUGGGUUUGUCGCAUAUGCUUCAAGUUAACACAGGAUUGCAACAUAAACGAUCGUGCCAGGUUGGAAUAUGACAAUCCUUGCACAACAUAUGAAGACUUGCUGAAUGAACUUUAUUUCCUUUCAACAGAAGAAUAUGCAAACGAGCUGCCUAAACAUCUUUGUAAAUCGUGUGCACAUCGUUUGAAAGAAAUUUCAAACUUUAGGCGACAGGCAAUUCAAGUUUUAAAGUUUUCUAUUGCUUUAUUGAAGUUUAAGCAAACCAAUGAUUCGAAAACUAUAGAGGAUCUGUUCAAAUCUGACGAAUCUGAUCAAUUGCGACACGUGCUAAGUCGUUUGCACGUGAUCGACAGCGAAGAGUUCACGAUCGAUGGUCUGAUUCGAGAUAUCAAAAACAAUUGUACGAUCGACAACACAGAGGAAGAAGUCGUUUUUGAAGAAGUUACAGUUGACGUUGCAACGAAUCUAAACUGCGAAACAAUAUCAGAUGUUGAGUUAUCCAACAAUGAAGCAAUUGAACAGGAAUCCGAAUCUGAAGAACCAACAAAGAAGACAAAACGAAAACAGAGAUCGAAAUCACGUAAAACAGUUAUUCACAAGGAUGGUCAAAAAUUCAAAUUAUGCCCAAUGGAAGGUUGCGGUGGAGAAUAUCUGAUUGGGAAUCGUGCGGCUUAUCUGCAACAUGAGAAGAAUUUCCACCGAUAUGGAUGUAACGUUUGUGGGCGAGUUUUAGCUUCGCGAACAUCCUUUAACAACCAUGUGCUGCUGCACGAUGGCGAGCAGGCCAAAGUAAAGUGCGAAUUUUGUGAGAGAACAUUCACCACCAAAGGAAAUAUGAUGGUCCACGUCAGAGAAGUGCAUAAUAACACCGGAAUACACUUCAACUGCCAAUACUGCGAGAAAGGUUUUAUGGAACAAAAAGAUCUCAAUGCUCAUCUUCACGACCACAACGUGUGCCAAAUUUGUGAUGAAACUUUUGCCGAUCUUUCUGGUUGGAUCAGCCAUACUCGUAGGGAACAUCCUGAUACGUUAUUCACCUGUGACCACUGCGAUCAUACAUCAUUGAGUCAUGCCCUGCUGGAUCGACAUAAACGCAUGAAACAUUCCGAAAGUAGCAAAGAGCAAAAAACCCGAAGGUUCACCGUUUUUGCAAUCAAUAGCGCUUCAUUUGACCAAUGUCCUCAGUGCAAUUUGCAAUUUACCAGUGAAGAGUUCUUACUUCAGCACAACGAUCAAGUCCAUAACAAAACACAAACGGAUAAGCAUGAUCGAUCAACGAUCAAGCGGAGAACUAAAGAAGAACGCGAGAAAUUCGCUCUUCGAUACAGUUGUGACAUCUGUGGCAAAAUGUAUCGGUUCAAGAAUUCUCUGUGGUCUCACAGGCACAAAGAACACAGCCUGGAUCAAAAGACUGCCAUAUGCGACAUGUGUGGUCAGAAUUUCAAACACCAUUCCUACCUCGCUGCUCACAUAGCUAACAUACACGCCACGGAUUUUCCCUUCCGGUGCGAAAGUUGCCCCAAAGCUUACUCCCAAGCAUAUCUCCUCAAAGAGCACGCGAAAUCGCACAACACUGAAAAGCGCCACAAGUGUCCGCACUGUGACUAUCGAGCCAAGCAGUCCCAUUUGGUGAAAGAUCAUGUCGUUCGGAUGCACUCAACGGAACGCCCAGCCAAAUGCGGCGAAUGCGAUCGAGCGUUUAUCAACAAUAGCGAACUGAAGAAGCACAUGGCCGUGCACAGUGGGAAGAUGCACUUCCAGUGCGACGAAUGCGAUCAAGUGUUUCGACGGAAGAUGGAUCUUGGGCGACACAAAGCCCGGAUACAUGAGGCGGCAAGUUUGGGCAAGAAGCGUAAAUUGGAUAAAACUUCGAAUGGUGAUGGGAGGGAACAGCUGGAUAGUGUUCAAAAGGCGUUGUCAGUAGGUAAAAAGAGAACCGUUAGAAAGUCAGCAAUCACAGGGAAGUCAGCGAAAACGCAACAAGAAACAAAUAAAAUAAACGUUUACUAGUAUGUAACAAUAGAUAACAA